GGUUUGUGAAGCAGCAGAUAGACAGCCAUAUCACAGAUCCAGAUCAGCAGAACAACGGCCUCUCCCAGAGCGGACCACCACCCGCUCCAGAUCCACUGAGCGUCCUGACACAAACCUCAUGAGGUCGAUGCCUUCAUUAAUGACGGGAAGAUCUGCCCCUCCUUCACCUGCCUUAUCGAGGUCUCAUCCUCGUACUGGGUCUGUCCAAACAAGCCCAUCAAGCACUCCAGUGGCAGGACGAAGGGGCCGACAACUUCCACAACUUCCACCAAAGGGAACAUUGGAGAGAAACAAUGGAGUCAAGGAGAUAGAACCUUGUGAAGAAGUUACAUGGGAAGACCAACAGAAAAAGGUGAAUGGUACAAUAAUUGAUGACAUACCAUUGCCGAAAAAGAAACACCAAUCUGAGCCAGAAGAAGUGGACACCACACGGAGAAGACACGCAGGUGCUAUGGAUAUAGAGGAGAGAAAUCGCCAAAUGAAAAUUAACAAAUACAAACAGGUAGCCGGAUCAGAUCCCAGACUGGAACAAGAUUACCAUUCGAAGUAUCGAUCAGGAUGGGAUCCUCAUAGAGGGGCAGAUAAUAUUUCCACUAAAUCUUCGGACAGUGAUGUAAGUGAUAUAUCUGCGGUUUCAAGGACUAGUAGCGCUUCUCGUUUCAGCAGCACAAGCUACAUGUCUGUCCAAUCCGAACGGCCAAGAGGAAACAAGAAAAUCAGGCCAAAGGGAAUAGAAGAGGGAGGGAAAGAAGGGAAUAAACAAGAAGAAAUAGUUCAUGAGGAGGAGGAGGUAAAGGAAGAAAGAAUUAAUGAGAAUGGGAAAGGGAAAGAGAUUAUAAAAACAAGUAAUAAUGAAAAAAACAGAGAAUCAGGAGGCAAGGAAAAAACACAAGAUAUACCUGAGCAAGGGAAUGAAAAAGAACAGUGGAAGAAAGAGGAUUUGCAAAGGCGAUUCUCACAGGAUGAUGACAGUGUCUUUACCUCCAAAAUGCAAAGCAGACAAAUGGGCGUCUCAGGGAAGAGCAUGACCAAAAGCACCAGCAUCAGCGGAGAUAUGUGCUGGCUGGAGAAGAAUGAUGGCAGCCAGUCUGACACCGCAGUGGGCGCCCUGGGCACCAGCAGCAAAAAGCGGCGCUCUAGCAUUGGGGCCAAAAUGGUAGCUAUUGUUGGCCUCUCCCGGAAAAGUCGCAGCGCUUCUCAGCUCAGCCAAACGGGUAGGCAUUUUUUUGUUACUUUUGACUUCAUAGUUGAGCUGUAAUUAAAAUGCAUAUUUUUUUCUCUACUCAUUUUUUGCAGUAAUAUAUGG
Hipposideros armiger (great roundleaf bat) is the source of this 1306-nucleotide messenger RNA. Its product is annotated as regulating synaptic membrane exocytosis protein 2-like. Gene Ontology annotation, molecular function: small GTPase binding; transmembrane transporter binding. Gene Ontology annotation, cellular component: presynaptic membrane; cytoskeleton of presynaptic active zone. NCBI's taxonomy places the organism in Eukaryota, Metazoa, Chordata, Mammalia, Chiroptera, Hipposideridae. Gene Ontology annotation, biological process: regulation of membrane potential; positive regulation of synaptic transmission; calcium ion-regulated exocytosis of neurotransmitter. The record is from RefSeq and is a predicted model, not a curated record. The annotation marks the transcript as partial. The transcript is spliced from 9 exons.